Messenger RNA from Erythranthe guttata (spotted monkey flower), 1141 nucleotides. RefSeq names its product GATA transcription factor 4. Lineage: Eukaryota; Viridiplantae; Streptophyta; Magnoliopsida; Lamiales; Phrymaceae. Gene Ontology annotation, cellular component: nucleus. Gene Ontology annotation, molecular function: sequence-specific DNA binding; zinc ion binding. The record is from RefSeq and is a predicted model, not a curated record. Gene Ontology annotation, biological process: cell differentiation; positive regulation of DNA-templated transcription.
GAGUGUUAAGUCAACCAUAUGGGAAUGGGUAACAUGAAAUUACCCUAAGCAAUAAGAUUAUUGCAUGGUGUAAUUGACUCUACCCACGUUCCUUUGCCCCCUCACUUGCCAUCAUUUAUACCUUGCUUUCUACUUCUUCUUUCUUCUUAUUUCUUUCUUACUCUCUCUCUCUCUCCCCUCCUUUCUCUCUCCUCCUUUCUCUCUCUAAAUCAACACACACUCACACACUGCUUAAACCUCACUCACAAUACACACACUACACACAGUACUACUGCAGACAAAUUCAAAGUACGUACCUUAAAUUGGGAAUUGACAUGGAUGUAUACGCUGUAGAUGAUCUGUUAGAUUUGCCUAGUGAUGAUUUCUUCGCUUCUUCCUCCUCCUCCGGCGGCGCCGCCCCCACCGCCGCCGUCUCGGAUUACCUCCACCAUCACCCAUCCACCGCCUACUUUGAACAGUAUUCCUCUGUUCCUAGCUACUCCACCGACUUCAGCGAUGUUCUCUCUGUACCUACCGAGGACGCGGCGGAGCUGGAGUGGCUAUCGACCUAUAUGGACGACUCGUUCGUCGAUUUCCCGGCGGGCGAACCCUCGGCUGCCGCCAGCUUACAAUUGAAAUCCGCCGCCGGAUUUCACGGCCGCGCUCGGAGCAAACGCUCCCGGCCGUCGUCCGCCUCGCUAGCAGUUGAGAUUCCGAGGCCGAUUGACGUCGGCGGCGUCAGUGUGAAGAAGGAGGAGGGUAGUUUCGUCAGAAACGGGCGUGGUGCGGAGGACGCAGAGGUGGCGCGUAGGUGCACGCACUGCGCGUCGGAGAAGACGCCUCAGUGGAGGACGGGGCCGCUGGGCCCGAAGACGCUGUGCAACGCUUGCGGCGUGAGGUACAAAUCGGGGCGGCUAGUGCCGGAGUACAGGCCGGCGGCGAGCCCGACGUUCGUGCUGACUCAGCACUCCAACUCUCAUCGGAAGGUUCUCGAACUACGGCGGCAGAAGGAGAUGCUCCUCCAACAGCAGCAAGAGGCGUAUGGCCGCCAUUUCCGCGUGUGCUGACGCCAGCGAUCAGUGUACUUAAUCACCGGAUUUAAUUUAAUUUAAUUUAAUUUAAUUAAGUUUAUUUAAAUCUCAAAUCUGAAACAACUUUUUUU